UUACCGCGAUUGUUGUCGAUUUACUUUGUACUCAAUUUGUGACGGUUUUUCGUCUGUGAAAAGUUCGGAAGAAGCGCCCUUGGUAGCGUUUUUUGUUUUUUCUCGCACAAACUGAGGCAGAGGGAUUAACUUUCCCGAAGAAAUCGGCACACUAAGCUUUCAAGAGCUCGUUACCUUCAGGUUUAAGGAUGGGUCAAAGUGAUACAGAAAGCACAUCAUCUUCCAUGAGAGGAAAUCCUGGUUCUCCACGCGACAUUUCUGUUCUCCUAGAUGAACCCAGUGCUGAGAUACCAAACUUUCAUCAUCCGGGACAUCUUUCCCCAUCAGUAUCAACCUCAUCUAGUGACACUAGUGAACCAGAUAGUUCAGUAGUUGUUAUAAACCAGACACCUAAACGCACAGAGAUCCCUGUUAUUGAUCUUACAUCACCAGAUGAAGGUGACGAGGGCUCAGCAAGAACACAGGGAAAUGCAGCAGCUCCUCCUCCAUAUGAGGACUUUGCACAGUUUGCUUCCAAUUUUCGUUGGCGCUUUCAAGGACGUGACUCCCGAGGGCAACGUUUUCCUCUCAAUGAAAGUCGUUUGCGUUCACGUCGGAUUCGAGGCAGGCAUGUCCCUUACACAAAUUUAUUUGAGCGUGGUCCUUCAGGUGGAGGCAGAAAUGAAGGAUUAUUAGCAGAAUUUGCUGACUUUGCACCAAGGCCAGCUCCCUCUGGUGAAAAUAAUACACCUAUUGUUAUCGAUGAUGAGAGACUACCCUUUGCACAACACCAGGUUCCACCAAAUGAUGCACCCAGUUGGUUUCUGUCUGAUAGACAACAUCGCAUGGAGCGAUUCCGUCGCCGACUCAAUGCCUCCCGGCAAUCUACAAGGUGCUAUCUUCAGUCAGAUGAGGCUCUCGCUCACAGAUUACAACAGGCUGAAUAUACACGUGAUGUAGAAGAAAAUGUCCACAAUGCUGGUGAUACAACCCAAGUUCCAAGGGCUAGGAUUGGUGGACUACAUGCAAUACCUCCCACUGUGCACCAGCCACCAGCACCUUCUCUACAGGUACGACGCAGACGUCCAAUCCACUCAACUUUUGCCAGCCAAGCCUUUCCAGAACUGCUUCUGCCAUUUGUGUCUGUUGUGUCAUUUCCUCCCCCACCUCUUCAUCAUUAUGGGGACUCUACCUUGGGGCAUUCAACUGAAGGAGAAGAUUAUGAGGCCUUGUGGAAUCUCAGUGAGAGGAUAGGACUAGCUAAGGCUCGAGGGCUCAGCAAAGAAGUAAUUGAUAAUAUUCCAAGUUUCCGCUACAGUGCAAGUUCACGAGAUUCUUCCAAUGGAAACUGUGUGGUGUGUAUGAGCGAUUACAGCAAGAGUGAAAAGUUACGACGUCUACCUUGUAAUCACGAUUUCCAUGCUAAAUGUAUUGAUCGCUGGCUGAAGAAUAAUCGAACCUGUCCUGUGUGCCGAGAAGAGGUCAUGGAAUCUUGAUCUUAGCCUAACUUUUUAGUCAAGCUCCAAUUAUCCCUUACGGUGAUUAUAGAAAUUUUGCUGUUGAAAUUGAUAUAUACAUACAUAUAUCUCUAUAUAUUGAUUAUUAUAUUGUUGUGAUUCUAUGUUCUUGACAUUUGUAAUGUUUUGCAAACUCUUGUGAAGUCUGUUGAGAAGAGAGAGAGAAAAUUCAUGACAUGGUUUAGAAACCAUUCCAACUUAUCACUAGUUCUUACAUUGGAUUGCUAAAAUAUCUCUAAAAUUAUUGAAAUAAUUGUAUGCUGGAAGAAGUAACAGUAAUUUUGCUCCCCUGUGUGAGUAAGUUCCAUUAGGCAUUUGUGUAUCAAAUGUAGUUUCCUUGAGGGUCGUCUUGAAUAAGAGAGUCAGUGUGGCAUGUACAGAUCUAGGUACUUUCUUACUGUACCUACAGACUUUCCUCUUUCAGUUUUGUUGCUUGUUGAACAUAACUACAAUCCAUCCUAUGGGAGGGCCAUGUCAACAAAUGUGUGGCAGUGUAUUUCACAUCCAGCAAAAUAAUUUUACAAUUAAUUGUAUUCACACUUUCAGGAUGUUGUGGGAGUAUUUUUGUUGGCACUAUCAGAUGUAAUGAGUAUAAUUCGAAUAUUGCACCUUCAACACUUUUCCAGUAUUAUUUUUGAAAUUAAGGACCUUGUCUACUUUUUCCACACACUGAGCUGCACAUUUAGCAUUCCAAGACUGAAGAAUGAGUUUGGAUGACUCGUUAAGGAGAUAUCUUCAAAAUUGUAUUGUUAUGAAAAUAAAUAUUCCUAUAUUUGCAUUGGUAAGCUUAGAAAUGCUUUGUAGCAUUGCUCUGAACUCAGAAAAGUUACCACAGCUCACUUGUACGAUAGUUAAUCAUGUAAAGGCCCAUAGUGAAAUUUGUACAUAAUAUUUAAAGAGGCUAGUGUAUGUUGACCAAUUGCUUAUAUCAUAUACCAAGGCGCUGUCAUAGCAUUAAACACAUUUAUACAGCUUUGA
Stylophora pistillata is the source of this 2474-nucleotide messenger RNA. RefSeq lists its product as uncharacterized. NCBI's taxonomy places the organism in Eukaryota, Metazoa, Cnidaria, Anthozoa, Scleractinia, Pocilloporidae. The record is from RefSeq and is a predicted model, not a curated record. Gene Ontology annotation, biological process: protein ubiquitination. Gene Ontology annotation, molecular function: ubiquitin protein ligase activity.